AUGUCGCCCCCGGCCCCGAGGGCUGCAGCCCCCAGGGCACCAGGGUCCAGCCCCACCGUCCCAGCCCCUGGUCCCGGGCUCACGGUAGUGGCACAUUCAUCCACAUCAAGCUGCCAGGGCCACCUGCUGCACUCAGCCACCGCUGCUCUCCCUGCAGAUGACCAGAGCCUUCCAGCCAACGCCAGCUGCACCGUCCUGCAGCUGGUCUCCUACGUAAGGAGGAUGGUGGGGGUCCCCGACACUGCUUUUCCAAACAUCAUCCACCUGUGUGACAAGCUGGGCAUCCCCAAGCUGCUCUUCCAGGUGACCAGCCUGAGCGAAAGGGCCAGCGAGUUCCUCCAGGCAUGUGGCACCUACUAUAUGUGCAGGGUGGAGUUCGGGGCACCUGGGACUGAGGAGGAGCACACAUGCUGGUCCUUCACACUCCUCCUGGAGCAUCCCAGCCCAGCACUGACAGGUGGGCGAGGGGAUGGGGAGCAGCCAGGUGGGCGGGCACAGGCGUGGGGGCCUGGCGCUGGGGCUGGGGGCUACCAGACCAGUGCCGCGGAGAUGCUGGAGGAGAGGAGGACGCCUGACAUGGAGGCACUGCCCUCCACGGCGCGAGGCCAAGGAGCGGUAAGGGGCUGCCAGUGGUCCCCAGGGCAGCCAGUGUGGCCUUGCCCAACUUCACCAAGGCCACCUCUGCCCUGGGGAUGGGGGGACACUGUCGGCCACAGGCCAGCCCUGCCCAGGGACCUUCCCAUCCCUGCAGCCUCCAGCACCUUGUGGGCACAUGGCUCGCGGCAGGAGCUGCCCGGUCCCUGCGCCCACUGUCCCCACAUCAUCACCCUUACGGCCUGCCUCCCUGUCCCCACGGCCUGUCACCCUCGUGCCGCGCUGCCCUGUCCUCCACCACCCUCAAGCUCCGUCCCCCUGCCCCACCAUCCCCGUGACCACAUCCUCAUGCCCCGUUGUCCCCACGCCCCCCCCCCCCGCUCCCAGCGCCAUGCCUCUCCACGCAGGGGAAGGCCCAGGCAGAGCGAGGAUGGAGGGGACCCGGCGCAAGGCAGCUUCACCCUCCGGAGCGCGGCCGGGGCCGGGCCAGCAGGACAGGCAGCACUGAGGCUCUGUAAAGACUGGGGCCGUCCCCGCCACCCGCUUCCCGGGGCUACGGCCGCCACCGGGGACGGGCAUGGCCCGUCCGGGACAGGCCUUCCGCCCGGCGCCGCAGCGCCCCCCAGCGGCGGGCAGAUCCGGCCCCGCCCCCUGCCGGGGUAG
This is a messenger RNA of Aquila chrysaetos chrysaetos, 1257 nucleotides long. It is a transcript of the gene C21HXorf65, whose product is annotated as chromosome 21 CXorf65 homolog. NCBI's taxonomy places the organism in Eukaryota, Metazoa, Chordata, Aves, Accipitriformes, Accipitridae. The record is from RefSeq and is a predicted model, not a curated record. Bases 1 to 1257 code for a protein of 418 amino acids. The transcript is spliced from 4 exons.